Messenger RNA from Triticum urartu, 2571 nucleotides. RefSeq lists its product as uncharacterized. Lineage: Eukaryota; Viridiplantae; Streptophyta; Magnoliopsida; Poales; Poaceae. The record is from RefSeq and is a predicted model, not a curated record. Gene Ontology annotation, molecular function: DNA-binding transcription factor activity.
UGUUGCGGAGAGGCUCUAAGAUUGGCGGCAAGCAGUUGCUGACGAAAACUGAGCCCGAUGAUCUCGCAUGCCUAUGUGGCCGCAGCCGUUCAAUUUGGCCAGGCCAGCGGUUGUUGCUCCUGGUAUCGUGGCUCUUUUUCUCCUGCAACCUCGGAGGAGAAGAGAGAGACAUCGAGCUUGUGUGUCAUGUCAAAGCGGAGCGAGGAUUAGGGCGGCAAAUUAGGCGAGGAAAAAGAAACAAGAUACGAUCCCGGCCAUCAUCUCAUCUCAUCUCAUCUCCCUCCUCUCCUCUCUCUCCGUGUCUAGUGAGUCUAGAUCUCCCGCUCCCGAGUCCCCCGCGCCUGGCACCACUCGCCACUCGCUCGCACACUCUUCCCGGCUCCCGCGCACCUAUAUAUACCCCGCGCAUUGCGCCUCCGCCCCACACACAGCCGCGGGUUUCUUGAUCCGGUAGGCUGCGCGGACCGUGCUGCGCCCGCGCCGCGUUAGCGCUAGUCCCUUGUCCCCUGCCUCCUCGGGUUGCGGCACCGCCGGCCGCGCGCGCGUCCCCGGCCGGCCUCAUCUCCCCUCUCCGGCCGGUCGUUCUGUUGCGCCUCUGCUGGCCGCGCUCUCUCCCGUCCCGGCCAUGGGUCCGUGAUGCGGUCCCAUACAUUUGGUGGUGUGGUGGCUUCUCGCGUUCCGUGAGGCGCACGCGGGGACGGGAGGAGGAGCCGGGCGCUCGGUUGGCUCGGCGCGGCGAGAUGGUGCAGGAGCCGAGCAACAGCAGCAGCCACCACCUGCAGCAGCAGCUGGCCAAGUACGGCGGCGGGACCGGGACCGGCAACGGCAACGGCGCGGCCACCGGCGUGGCGCGGGCGUCGAGGAAGAACAAGCCCAAGAAGAUCCCGCAGCGCGGCCUCGGCGUGGCGCAGCUCGAGAAGCUCCGCAUCGAGGAGCAGAAGAAGAUGGGAGGAGGCCCCUCCGCGGCCACGCCGUCGUCGCACGCGCUCAACGGCGGGGCCCUAUGCCACCUCCCCACGCCCGCGCUGCUCCAUCAUCCGCCGCCGGCGCCCCCGCUCAGCGCCCUGUCGAGGCCGGCCGCCGCGGAGCACUGCGGCUUCCCGCCGGCGCUCUGGAGCCCGGCGGAUCCGGCGAAGCACCCCUACAAGAGAAGCCUGUGCCCGCAGCCUCCACUCCCAAUGGUGAGCACGGGCCUGUCCCUGACGGCGCCGUCGAGCCACCCAACAGAGCCCCCUUCAAACCAAAUGUACAGCAGCAGCAGGAGGAGCAGCGCGGCGGCGCCGGCGCCGACGGAAGACGAGAGGGAACCGGCCGGCGUGGAUAGGUCCUGGCCCUUCAUGUUCGAGGGGAUGACCCCAUUCACGACGACGAGCAAAGCCUUCCCCCCUCCUCCGUUGCCGCCGUUCGCCGUCAGGACGGCGAGCGAUUCCGGGAUGGCCGAUGUCACUCCUGACCUGAGCAGAUACGAGUUCAGAGCGACCAAUUAUUUCAGCAGUGCAAGUGCGUACCCAAGUUGUUCAGACUGGACACCACCGGAGUUCGGUCACGGCAAGGAUGCCGGCCGUAGCAGAAACGCCGGCUUGCUCACCCUGAGCUCCCGGCCUCCACACCUCAUGAAGCAGCCUCAUGUGGUGCCAUCAAUGCACAUCCCGGAGUACAGCGACUUCAGUGCCAGCGCGAUGCCACCCCAGCUGGGGAGCGUUUCAGCUUCGUCAUCAUCGUCGUCCCUGCCAUUCUACAACUUCCUCCCGAUCGGGCCGGUCCACCGGGAGAGAGCCCCGAGCGAGCGGAGGGCCGACGUGUCGGAAGGGGAAAUCGACUUGGAGCUGAAGCUAUGGAAGGGCUGAUCAAAUCUGCAAUGAACAUUUAGGAGGUUGUGGAGAAAGCUAAGAGAGACAGAUGUGUUCAAGUAGUAACAUCAGAUUGUAUCAAACAGCUGCUUUCUAGGAGAUGUUUUCACUGUCAAUAAGUCUUCUGGUGACAUGGUUAAUUUACCUAGCAACUAGUAGUAUGUUAUUUCUGACGAAGUGAAGUAGAGCAGCAGUGUGCAUGAUGGAAGCAGGAAGCUUUUAUGUAUGGUCCAGGUAAGCUGGUGCCAAAUGUAGCAGAAACUCAACAGAAAAGUGUGAGAUGGGUAGAUGUUGCCGGCAGCGGAAAGGAGAGCAUGUGCAAAGGAUGGGCAUCACUUCACAGCUAGCUGCUUGUGGGGCCUCUCCCGUGCAGAUCUAGCAAGUGUCACAAUGAAAUUUUUCUCACUACACACAUGACAAAGCGGUGUGCCAAGAAAUGCUACUCCAUAAAUCAUCAUACCAAGAGCAAAAUGCAGAUUAGAUUCCACCGUGGUUUUCGAUUUCAGUUUCAGAAAAGUUUCAGCACCAACCGAAAUCACCGAAAUUCAGUGAAUUUCAGUGAUUUCGGUUUGCGUUUCGGCCGGGCCAAAAUAUUCACUUGAAUCCAAUUAAAAUUUUGAAACUUAUGAAAAUAUUUGAAUUCUUGUGUACUACUGAAAUUGCUAAUAUUUUGGCCAGAACAUACAUAUUUCAGUGCCAGCUGAUGAAUUUCAUCAAAAUC